AUGGAAUGGUUCUCCAAGAACGGGAUGCGAAGGCAACCAUGGUCUCCGUUGGCUCCGGUCAUGUUAAUUUUGUUGGUUGUGGCUACUGCAUGCCAUGAAGGAUCAGCCUUUUCCAUGGGUAGCCCUUUUGUGCGUCUUCAGCGAUCAUUUGCUGCCGAGACGAAGGUGUGGGACAGCGAGGGCGGAAAUGUAUUGGAUGAAUUGCUCAACACAACGUUGUCAGAUGCCAUUAGGCAGCAAAUGAGAAGGCCAAAGAGAAAUGGACGCACCAAUGGAGAGCAGAAAGGGGAUAAUCUUUCUGCAACCACCAGGAGAAAUUCUUUUUGGACAAUGAAUGUGUUCAAGAAUGCCAGAGACACUGCGGGGACUCUUGGUGAUAUCAUGUCGCGAGGAAGUGAUGGUGUUGGUGUCUCUUCUCCAUCGUCGGCCAAGGAGAGCAGUGCUCCUAGUUUGGGCCGAGGUAGUGGCUUGGUUACCAGUGCCGGUAAAGGUACUCUCGUUGGGCGUUUUGGGAUUGAGCAUCCUCUGGAUCGCAUGGCCUUAACAGCCAAUGGUAAUCUCCAACGACUCGUCUCUAGCUACUAUGAUGCACCAGUGCAAGUUGUGGUGGAUUAUUGUGAACCAGUAUCUGACUGUGAAGAGGUUCCAGUGACUUUUCCUAACAAUUUGCAGUACUCUAAGUUCCAACCCAAGCAGUGGGAGCGAACAGUUCAUUUGACCGUGCACAAUCAGACGUUUUGCACAGCUCACUCCCAGGUUACGGUGUUCGACCCGUUUUGCCAGGAGCUCGUAGAAUCAGGUCAGGUUGGUCUGGGCCAACUCUUUCGCUACUUGGAUAUUCUACCAGAAUUCGAACUACAUGAUGCUGGUCAGUAUCCUGCAGAAAGAGGAGGUGGGUUUUGGAGAGAGUACACUCUUAGGUGUGCAGAGCUCUCUUGCGAUAUCCACGAAGAUUUCCAAUCAGGUGUCUGGGAAAUUCGCCCGCAGAACUAG
This is a messenger RNA of Seminavis robusta, 993 nucleotides long. The record is from the annotation of a GenBank genome assembly. NCBI's taxonomy places the organism in Eukaryota, Bacillariophyta, Bacillariophyceae, Naviculales, Naviculaceae.